Esox lucius (northern pike) is the source of this 2705-nucleotide messenger RNA. RefSeq names its product solute carrier family 44 member 4 (gene slc44a4). Gene Ontology annotation, biological process: thiamine pyrophosphate transmembrane transport; choline transport. Gene Ontology annotation, cellular component: plasma membrane. Gene Ontology annotation, molecular function: thiamine pyrophosphate transmembrane transporter activity. The coding region runs from base 160 to 2352 and encodes 730 amino acids. NCBI's taxonomy places the organism in Eukaryota, Metazoa, Chordata, Actinopteri, Esociformes, Esocidae. The transcript has 22 exons. The record is from RefSeq and is a predicted model, not a curated record.
CGCAAGAGAGAGAUUUUCUUCCAAGGAACUUUACUUAUAAUGUCUAUGCCGGAUGUGGAGACACUUUUUAUGAAGUAUUUUUUUUUGUUUUCAGCUUUUUAACUUCGAUUUGAUUAACGUUAAACCUAUUUUAGACGAAUAUAGCCUUAGGAUAAUUGGAUGAAAGAGGAAAUGGGUAACAAAAAGGAAGAGAGCUCGGUCGCGGAGUCGGAAUAUGGGGAACCUGCUCAGUAUGACCCCACUUUUAAUGGACCCAUUCGAAAAAGAGGCUGCACGGACAUCAUCUGCUGUGUCCUGUUCAUGCUCGUCAUCCUUGGCUACAUGGUGGUUGGAAUUUUGGCUUGGCUUUAUGGUGAUCCCCGGCAGGUCCUCUACCCACGGAACUCUGCCGGAAUGUACUGUGGCAUCGGCGUUUAUAAAGAUCAACCCAGUGUGUUCUACUACAACAUACUGAAAUGUGCCGCGUCCUUAAACGUGAUCGCUGCCACACUUAACGGGUUACAAUGUCCCACAACACAGGUGUGUGUACAACAGUGCCCCAAUACAUUCUGGGGUUUGAGUGUUACCGACUACCUUCCAGGUGUCAAACCUGCAAAUGUCUUCAACCAGUCCCUCUGCUUGCCAACAAUAAACCUGGAAAAUACUAAUCUUUCUGUUAAACAGAUUGUAGAUCGGGAGCUAUGUCCGUACUUCUACACUCCUACAGUCUCUGUAUUUGGACGAUGCUUGCCUGAUGUUGGGGCUUUCAACGACAUUCCCCCUUCCUUUGCUAAUGUGUCAGGCUUGCCAUCAAACAUCAAUGUUACAAUCAGCGGCAUCAUGAAUGCUACUGGUGACAUAACUAAUGGAUUCAAUGCCAGGGAUAUUGGUGUGAAAAUCUUUGAGGACUUUGCGUCGUCAUGGCAGUGGGUUAUCGCUGCUCUGGUCAUAGCCAUGGUGGUCAGCUUUCUGUUCCUCCUGCUGUUGAGGUUCAUUGCUCCUGUUAUCGUCUGGGUCCUCAUACUGGGAGUGUUGGCAGUAGGGGCCUAUGGAAUAUAUCACUGCUGGUGGGAAUACGACAACUACAACAAGUUGAACGCCUCCAUCAGUACUGUAGGCUUCACUACCAACUUCGGGGUGUACCUGCAAGUCAAGGAGACCUGGCUGGCCUUCUUGAUAAUAAUAUCUGUGGUGGAGGCCAUUCUCCUCUUGACCCUCAUCUUUCUGCGGACCAGAAUCUUCAUCGCCAUCGCUCUCAUCCAGGAGUCGAGCAAGGCUAUCAGUCACAUGAUGUCUACGCUGUUCUACCCCAUCAUCACAUUCAUCCUCCUGCUGGUGUGUGUGGCCUACUGGGGCAUCACUGCUCUGUAUCUUGCCACUUCAGGCACACAGGUGUACAACGUGGUGGCCCUGAACUCCACUCAGGGUACCUGUGGCCAAAUCAUGGGCAACGUGACCUGUGACCCCCAGACGUUCAACUCUUCAGACUACCCGGGUUGCCCAUCAGCGCGCUGCGUCUUCAUCAUGUAUAACACCCAGGGCCUAUGGCAGAGGAACAUGUUCAACCUGCAGAUCUACAAUGUGGUGGCCUUUCUCUGGUGCAUCAACUUUGUCCUCGCCCUGGGUCAGUGCACCCUGGCCGGGGCCUUCGCCUCCUACUACUGGGCCUUCAGCAAGCCCUCGGACAUCCCCACCUUCCCGCUGUCGCAGGCCUUCAUUCGCACGCUAAGAUAUCAUGUCGGCUCCCUGGCGUUCGGGGCGCUCAUCCUAACCCUUGUCCAGCUGGUCCGUAUCAUCCUGGAGUACCUGGACCACAAGACCAGAGCGGCUCAAAACCCCUGUGCUAGGUUCCUUUUUUGCUGUCUGAAGUGUUGCUUCUGGUGCCUGGAGAAGUUCAUCAAGUUCCUAAACAGAAAUGCUUACAUCAUGAUUGCAGUUUAUGGGAAAAACUUCUGUGUUUCUGCGAAAAAUGCUUUCCUCCUUCUAAUGAGGAACAUUGUCAGGGUGGUGGUCCUGGAUAAAAUCACAGACCUGCUGCUGUUCUUCGGGAAGCUGCUAGUGGUGGGCGGAGUCGGUGUCCUGGCCUUCUUCUUCUUCUCGGGAAGAAUAAUUCUACCUGGCAGCAGUUUCCGUCCGCAAAUGCUUCACUAUUACUGGAUGCCCAUUAUUGUUGUUAUUGUGGGAGCGUACCUCAUUGCUCAUGGAUUCUUCAGUGUGUACAACAUGUGUGUGGACACGCUCUUCCUCUGCUUCUUGGAGGACUUGGAGCGACAUGACGGUUCGGUGCAGAAGCCAUAUUACAUGUCCAAAAACCUGAUGAAAAUCCUCAACAAAAAGAACCAGGGACCUAAGAAGGGCAAGGACAAGAAUUAAGGGAGUGGCGUAUUGUGAGAUAUUACUGUGCAGCACAGUCACUUUCAACAUCCUUUAACAAUCUUGAAGCACAAAACCUUUAACUCUUUUUUUCUUAGAACCUUGAGCCUAAUUUGUUUUCCUGCUCCUAAUAUGCCAACGUUUACACGUUUUCUCUUUUUUGCACUUUCAGUGGGAGAAUACAUGUGCAUGUGUCAAUUCAUAGUGAACGUAAGAAUAUGAAAUGUUUUCUUACAUUCCAACUAUGCCUUCUAUCAAUAUUAAGUGACCAAAACCUGAGUAAUAUACAGGUGCUGGUCAUAAAAUUAGAAUAUCAUCAAAAAGUUGAUUUAUUUCAGUAAUUCCAUUCAAAA